AUUAUUUCUUUUUAAAAUACUGUUUAAAAGCGAAUAUACAAUAUGUGUGCGCAAGUGUUAGUUUGUCUUCCAUAAGUUAAAUAACAGGAACCAAAUCCGCGCCAAAAUUUAUUACAAAUUCAACUGAAUUUGUUGAUCCAACGACACUUAGAAAAAGACACUCAAAGUGUCUGGUAGUUUAUUUCAUCUUGGCUCUAUCAAAAUUUGAUCAAACAAUUUUUUUUUUUUUUCUCUCAACACAAUUAUGGAGUUGACACUCCAACGGGGUGAUAAACUCAUUAAAAUAUUAUUAUUAUUUUCAAAUUUAUUUAUUUUAUGCAGUGCAACACAGAUUCAUGAUCAUAUGACUGAUGAAGAAAUUCUCAAAACAUUUCAAGUAACACGUGAUAAAGUUCCUGAACAUGAGGUUGUUUCUGUUGAUUAUCACAGUCGAAAUAAUGAUGAUACUCAUAGAAUUAAAAUUCGAUCAAUUACAAAAGAUAUUGAUUUAUAUCUUCGACCAAAUGAAGGACUUUUUAUCAGUGAAACAACACCAGUAUGGCUCGUUCAACCACACAGCUUAUAUUCUGAAAGAUUGUCUUACACAAAACUCGAAAAAAAUGUCUUGGGGAAUAUUGGAAAAUUAUAUCAUGACUAUGAAACAAAUUCAGCAGUUGUAAUGACGAAAAAAAAUGAUGGAAAAAUUCAAAUGACUGGAAGAAUAAAUGGUACAAUCGUUCUUCAACCGGCACCAUUGAGAUUAACUAAUGAAUUAAUUUACAAACACGAUAGAUGUAAUCAGAGUAAUUUAAAUAAUUCCGUGGAAAUUUAUCCACAUAUUAUCUAUCAACAUUUUGAUGAUAAUAAUAAUACUUCUGAGAAUACCAGUAAACGACGGAAUAAAAAUAGAAAAAUUAAAGAUGAAUUUACAAAUUUAUCUCCGUAUCCUGAUUUUAUUUAUCCAGAAUUAUUGGCUGUUUUGGAUUAUACACUUUAUGAAACCUUGGGAAAAAACAUUGACGAUUCGCUUCUUUAUCUCUUGUCAUUUUGGAACGCAGUUGAUUUGAGAUACAGAUCACUCACAGAUCCAAAUAUUCGUUUGCACAUCACAUGUAUUAUUAUCUCAACGAUGGAUGGUGGGAUACCAUAUUUAUAUAAAAAUAUAUUAGGUGAUAAUCUUGUUGAUGCUGAUUUAGCACUGAAGGACAUGAGCCAUUAUUUUUUUUAUGAUGGAAUUUAUUCAGGAAGAUUUCCCUUUGAUACAUAUGAUUUUGCUGUUGCAUUGACCAAACUUGAUAUGUGUAAUAUGGAUGGAGCUAACACCUGUGAUCCUGGAACACUUGGAUAUGCUUAUGAAUGGGGAGCUUGCAACAGAAGUUACAUUGACAGAAACACAGAGGCUGUUGGAAUUGUUGAGGACAAUGGUGGUUACAGUGGAUUAAUUCCAGCAACCCAUGAAGUUGCUCAUUUACUGGGUGUAAGCCACGACAAUGAUGAAAAUGCAGAAGACGAAACUUGCUCACCAACAGUUGGAUACAUUAUGAAUGAAUCAUACAGAUUUUUUGGUUUAAAUAAUUUCGACUGGUCCGAGUGUAGUGUUCGACAAUUUCAAACAUUUUUCAAAACUAAUGAUUCAAAGUGUCUUUUUGAAACGGCAAUGACUGGUCAAGGUGAUGAUUUACCAAGAAUAUUACCAGGUACAUUGCAAUCAUUGAAUGAUCAGUGUAAAAAAGUUUGUGGUGGUAAUGUUUUCAAGAUUGAUGCUAGUAUCUGUAUUGAGCUGAGAUGUUUAAAUUCAUAUGGAGCAGGAUGUCGUCCACUUGCUGCAGCUGCUGAAGGAUCUUACUGUGGUGAUGGAAAACGUUGCUUAAGUGGCUAUUGUUUAUCAGUAAAUGAAACAACAAUUCCAUCAAUAACUAAUAACGCAAAACAAAGCUACAACAAAUUCAAAGGCUAUUUCCACAUCUUGAGGAAUCACAGUGUUUAUCAAGUUUGAUGAAAACAAACAGGAACAAAAAAAGCAAGACAAACGUUUAUCUUUAAAAAUAGCAGAAAUUCGAAAAUGUCGUUAAUUUUUAAACAAAAAAAAUUCUUCGACAACUACUUAAUUAAUAAAUUAAAAUUUACA
This is a messenger RNA of Aphidius gifuensis, 2107 nucleotides long. Its product is annotated as A disintegrin and metalloproteinase with thrombospondin motifs 20-like. The transcript is spliced from 13 exons. The record is from RefSeq and is a predicted model, not a curated record. Gene Ontology annotation, molecular function: metalloendopeptidase activity. Lineage: Eukaryota; Metazoa; Arthropoda; Insecta; Hymenoptera; Braconidae. Gene Ontology annotation, biological process: proteolysis. Bases 245 to 1975 code for a protein of 576 amino acids.